AUGCGAGGACACGACAUGCAAGAGGAUGCGCUGACAGGGUACUCGAUCGCUGCAAGACCGGACGUCAUUGUUCACUGUGCGGCCGAACGAUUUCCAGACAAGGUAGACAAGGAUCCCGAGGGUGCGAGAGCGCUCAACGUGGCGGCCAGCCGGAGGCUCGCCAAGCUCUCGGCAGGGCGCGACAUAAUUCUCAUCUACAUCUCCACCGACUACGUCUUUCCUGGCCCGCCUGGUGAGGCACCUUAUGAAGCGGAUGGAGUUCCGAAACCGACAAAUUUGUACGGCCAGACGAAGCUUGACGGUGAGCGAGCAGUGCUGGAAGCAUACGAUGAAGCAGGAAAAAAAGGCUCCGCCGUCGUCCUCCGCAUUCCUGUCGUGUAUGGGCACGCGCAGACGCCGGCCGAGAGUGCGGUGAACACGCUCUUCGAAACGGUGUGGGAAGCCCAGAAAGCGGGUGCCAAAGUCAGCAUGGACGACUGGGCAAUUCGCUACCCGACGAAUACCGAAGACAUUGGACGCGUGUGCCGCGAUGUGGCAGUCAAAUAUGUCGAAACGACAGACCGAGAAGUGCUGCCGACGAUCCUUCACUUCUCAAGCGAAGACAAGAUGACAAAGUAUGAGAUCUGCCAACGAUUCGGCGAGAUCAUGGGUCUGCCGACGACGAACAUCGUACCCAACAGGGCGGGCAACGACCCCAAGGCUACUGUCCAGAGGCCGUUCGAUUGUCACCUGAGCACUCGAGGGCUUCGGGAGCUGGGCAUCGACGUCUCGACGUGCGACUUUACCGCGUGGUGGCGGAGGGAAGUCGGUGCCUUUCGAAACGGUGCCAUAUUCAGCGAGCACAUGCAGAAGCUGUUUCAUGCUGGCACAGAUGUGGCAACUGCCUGGGAGAUCUUGCCUUGUACUCUGGAAAGCCACUAUGAGCAUAUCGUAGGCGUGCAUGCGAAUCUUGUCCAGGACUCUGGGAUGGCUACUACGAGCACGCAGUAG
Molecule: messenger RNA, 990 nt
Organism: Drechmeria coniospora
Lineage: Eukaryota; Fungi; Ascomycota; Sordariomycetes; Hypocreales; Ophiocordycipitaceae
Product: NAD dependent epimerase/dehydratase family protein
Exons: 4
Coding region: 1-990 (329 amino acids)
Biological process (GO): S-adenosylmethionine biosynthetic process
Cellular component (GO): methionine adenosyltransferase complex
Molecular function (GO): methionine adenosyltransferase regulator activity
Source: RefSeq, a predicted model, not a curated record